This is a messenger RNA of Rotaria sordida, 279 nucleotides long. Lineage: Eukaryota; Metazoa; Rotifera; Eurotatoria; Philodinida; Philodinidae. The record is from the annotation of a GenBank genome assembly.
AUGCCAUUGAAUGAUGGCAAUCAUAAAGAUAUAAGAGUUGAUCAAGUUCAUGAUCAUAUUAAUUCAAUGCCUAAUGCUAUAAAGGAUUCAUCGAAUGAUUUAAUUCUUUAUCCUAAACGAAACAAUUACGCAAUAUCAUCUAAAGAAGAAACAGAACCAGAAACUUUAUAUGUCAAUAUGAAUGUUGGUUCAAAUGAAGUUUUAGAAACAAAAUAUGUUAAUUUAUUUAUAGAUACAAAGUCAUAUGUAAAUAAUAUAAUAGAUUUAUUUAAAUAUUAA